Molecule: messenger RNA, 192 nt
Organism: Gongylonema pulchrum
Lineage: Eukaryota; Metazoa; Nematoda; Chromadorea; Rhabditida; Gongylonematidae
Source: the annotation of a GenBank genome assembly
CAACACGUCUGUGUACGUGAGAAGAAAAUUGGUUUUCCGUACACCGGAUUCGGACGUUCGUCGGACUGCGCGCUGUUCAGACGAGCAUCUCGCUGUGUUAGUGGUGAUGACAAUGAUACGCUAAUACGCAUUGUUGAAUGUUGCGACGGAUAUCAAACGGAUGAUAUCAAACAGGGAUGCAGUCCAUGUUAG